UGGCGCCCGAGCCUCCCUUGGGCAGCCCCGGCACCCUAACAGGGCGCACCGGGCGGCGGCUUUCUACCUGCCCGCUCCCUACCGAGCGCCACAGGGCGCAGCUUAGGCCGCGGCCCUGAAUCCCCGGAUGUUGCGGGGCUGAGGCGGCUGUGAGGGGCCGUCGCGUGACGCCGCCGCCGUUUGUUGCGUAAGGCCUUCGCGAACCCCUGAGGCGUCUGCCGACCCCCGCUCCGCCCCGCAGAGUCCCAAGUCAAUGGGCCCUGACUAGACGCGACAGGAGCGCUGGCUCCCGUGCUUCGGCCAAAAGGCUUGGCCUCGCCACCGCCUCCUUCUCUGGCCACGCCGCGAGCUUCCCCUCGCGUAAUCGGGCAACCAGGUGAAACCCGAGGGCGGCGCUGAGGCAGUUUCAAUAAGCGGAGGCCUCGAGUGGGCGGGCCGACGCGGCGGGGGCGGGGGCGGGGGCGAAACUUUUAUUUGAAAGGCGGGUCCGUCGUCCAAUAGGUGGGCGGCUCCGGGCAUCCGAGAGGCGGGCCUUGGCUCGGAGAACGAAUCCGGGGCUGCGCGAGAGCAACCAGCCGACAGCUCCACUAACGGUUCGCUCUUGUGUCCCUCCCCGCUUGCCGUCCCGUUUGGGGUUGCCAAGGCAACUAACAACAAACGCAGAGCUUUUCUCUCGGUUCUCUCAGGCGAGUUGAGAAAAAGGGGCGAGAGGUGGGGUUUCGUUAUCGCUCCCGCCGCUUCCUCUCCCGCUCCCCACAGUCAAAUAGGCCGAGGUGGGAUAAGACUGAUAGGAGUGCGAGGAGCCGUUUUGUGACGUCACCUUCAGGUGGGGCGGGAGAGGACGAGUGUUUCUGAGCAUGGGCAGAGGGCCUCGUCCACACGAAGGGGCGGCUAACCCAGGCAGUGGGGAAUAAGUGGGUCUACGGCUGUUCCUGGCCGUUGGCCCCUCUGUUUUAGGGCUGCUGGGACCUGAAGUCCAGCAACGUCUUGAGGUCCACAGAAUCCACGCCCCCCCCCCCCCCGUGCUUCCACUGGUGCAAUUCGGCCGAUGGGAUUCCGCCUCAAGCGGUCCAGUUCAGGGUGCGCCUUUAAAGUGGAUUUCAUAAACUCUGCGAGACUUCUUUGCGCUGAAGAAAGUGGGGGGGAAAACGCACUGGAUAAUAAUAAUAAUAAUAAUAGUAAUAAUAAUAAUAGUUUAUUUCUACCCCGCCCAUCUGGCUGGGUUUCCCCAGCCACUCUGGGCAGCUUUCAACAUAACAUUAAAAUCAGAAUAAAACUUCUAACAUAAAAAACUUCCCUAAACAGGGCUGCCUUCAGAUGUCUUUUAAAAGAUAGUUGUUUAUUUCCUUGACAUCUGAUGGGAGGAUGUUCCACAGGGCGGACUCCACUACCAAGAAGGCCCUUUGCCUGGUUUCCUGUAACUUUGCUUCUUGCAAGGAGGAAACUAGCAGAAGACCCUUGGAGCUGGACCUCAGUGUCCGGGCUGAAUGAUGCAGGUGGAGAUGCUCCUUCAGGUAUACUGGGGUGAGGCCGUUUAGGGCUUUAAAGGUCAGCACUAACACUUUGAAUUGUGCUCAGAAACGUACUGGGAGCCAAGGUAGGUCUUUCAGGACCGGUGUUAUAUGGUCUUGGUGGCCACUCCCAGUCACCAGUCUAGCUGCCGCAUUCUGGAUUAAUUGUUGUUUCCGGGUCACCUUCAAAGAUAUCCCCACACAGACUGCAUUGCAGUAGUCCAAGUGGGAGAUAAUUAGAGCAUGCACCACUCUGGCGAGACAGUCUGCAGGCAGGUAGGGUCUCAGCCAGUACGGGAUUAAAUUUGCUUCAUGCGACAUCAUGUUACCUCCUUGCAAACAAAUCAAGAUCAAAAUGAACAUUCAGUGAAUGAGUUGUGUGGAAGUAACCAGGGAUUGUUACUCUUGCAUUUGAAAGCAGAGCAUCUGUCUUAUGUUUGUGUGUGCAGAUUCCCAGCAAAUGGGAGACUCAGGGCACUUCCAGACCUAUUUAUUGCACAUUUAUUCACAUUUGUUGGCAUGUGAUUGAAUUCCACCUGAAAUUAGUGACAGUCUAGAAGUGACCCAGCUCCUCUUCUUCCAGGAAGUGCUUUUAAAAAAAUCAUUAUAAAAUAAUGGAAUUGGAAAACAGGUCACUAAUCCCUAAUAAUAGGUAUAGCUUAUUACAAGUCAUCUUUUAAUAUAUUUUUAGAUUGUGGUAACCUGCUCUGGGACCUCAUGGUGAAGGGAGGUUAAGAAAUUAAUCAUAAAUUAAUAAUAUCAACCAUGUUGAAUGGUAACAUGUUAAAGAUAGACAAGAAUAAACUGAGUUGGGGGAAUUGCUGGGGCCAAAGAUGUCUGUGACAUUUCUAUGCUGAUCUCAAAGAUAGAACAAGAAAGCAUGGUGACCAGUAAAUUGUACAUUGCCCUAGAAUCCUAAACAAAAUGAAUGAAUAUAUGUUUUAAAAUUAAAAAUAAUGGUCAUUUUGAAUUGAACCUUGAAUGUAGACUUUUCUGUCUGUUUUGUCAGUAAGGCUACUAAAUCCACAGUUUGCAGCUCAAUCUUGUGCAUAUUUACAUAGAAAUAAUAGUAAUUAUUAUUUAUAACUUGUUACCCCAGCCACUAUGGACAGCUUCCAAAAGAAUAUAAGAAAAGCACAACAAAACACCAGACAUUAAAGGUUUCCUGAUACAGGGCUGCCUUCAGUGGUCUAAGGGAGGGCAUUCCGUAGGGUGGGCACCACUACCCGAAAAGGCCUUCUGCCUGGUUCCUGUAGCUUCACAUCUCACAAUGAGGAAGCUGCCAGAAGGCCCUCAGAACUGGACCUCAGUGUCCGGGCUAAACAAUGAGGGGGAAGAUGCUCCUUCAGGUAUACAGGACCAAAGCUGUAUACUCACUUGAGUAUAAAUCCCACUGAGUUCAGUGGAACUUAUUCUCAAGUAAGUGUUCUCAGGACUGCAAGCAGCUACAGGCAGUAGUAGUUAUACCACAAUUUAAAAUAUUUUCCCAAAUAAAAAUUACAAAUUCAUGUAAGUUUUGCAUUCUGAUCCUUUGCAGGCAGCUCAGAAUGCAGAACCCAUUGAGGUCAAGGAGACUUAAGUAUAGUUUGAUUGCAAUCACAGUUACCGUAUUAGCAGUACAUUACUAUAUGUUUACUGAGAAGGAAGUUUCACUGUUUUCAGUGGUGCUUAUUUCCAGGUGGUUAGCACAGGAUUGCAAUCCUAUACACACUUAAUUAAGAGAAAGUCCAAUUCUGCUUGUUGUGGAGUACUUAGACAUGUACGUAUAAGAUUGCACUGUUGAAAGUGUUUGCGAAUGUAUGAGUUUGUUUCCUGUUUCCAGAUCUGAGUACUUGCGCUUCUAAUUACAUCCAUUAGGGUAAUGAGAGGUGCACAAACUCAUAUUUGUAACCUCGCUCAAGCUGUGAAGGUAAACUGUGACUGUAUAAAAGGCAACUGAAAUUUUAGCAGAGGUGUAAUAUGUACUGAAUAGAAUGAAUUAAGGCUUCUAUCUCUGCUGUAACUCCUGCAUUCCCUGACUUUGCUUGCUACUAAAUUCAUAAGUAGAACUUUACAACAAUCUGUUGUCAUUUAAUAUCCUAGAGUUUAUUUCUAAUGGCAGAACUGAAGAAACAGAGGUGCUCUAUUGAAUCUUUGACUUUUGUAUUGACUGCUUUGCUGUGCUUUUAAACAUCUGUUUGAACUGCAAUUAGCUAGUGGAAAUAUGUACUCCCAAGCUGUAAAAAGUAGGGCCCACUUAACCAAACCUUGGUGAGUUAAGUGUAUGAACUUUAAUCACAUAAACAGAUAAAUUUGCAUAUGGGGGGAUUCCUGCGGAAGAUAGCAUACUUUUUGUGUUUAGAUGAUGCAUUCAAGCAUAGCAUAUGUACAACAGUGCUUUUUUUCUGGGGGGAUGCAGGCGUAUGCAUACCCCUAAACAUUUUGUGAAUCUAAGUUUGGCAUCAUUGAGCGGCAGUAUUUCAAUAUGAGUAGGAAAAUGAGAGUACCCCCAAACAUUUUUUUAAGAAAAAAGCACUGUGUACAUACAUCAGUAAUUUUAUUUAUAUAUCACCUUUCCACUGUUCAAACCAUGCUCAAGGUGGCUGGCAACAUGAAAAGUAUACAUACUUUCAUAAAUUGCAACAAGAUAUAUAAUUAAUAAAUGAACUCUUCCUCAAGCAGAGUUGCAUCUCUCUUUUUAGGCUAGCUUCAACACAGACACUCACAGACCCCACUCUCUAUGCUCUAUCCAGACACACAAGAGUCAUCAUCAGUAUUCAAGGACACAUUCCAGCCAGGGGAAAAAUAUUUACAGAUGGUGCAGCUAGGGAGGGUGUGUAGGCUGGGGACAUUCUGAUGGUCAGCUAGAAAUUCCUGAAGAACCACAUCUGGCCCAGCCCUGCACCAGGGUCAGCCUACAACAGCAGCCCUCUCAGUGUCUGACCAUUCACCACGAAGUCAGGAAGUCAUCUGGGAUUGAGGCAGGAGGUCCCUCCUCUUACAGGAAGAUCUGAGGCUGCCUUCCUAGCCUUCCUUCAUGCUAGCUGCACCCCAUUUCUUGAAGAAAAGGGGGGUUAUUCAUGCAAAAAACAUCAUGUUAGAAGAGGAACAUCUCUUGUCUUUCAUUUGUGGGCAUUUUGCCUUGAUAUGGCACUUGCCAUAUAAGAACCUGUAUUAAAAAUAAUUUUAAAUUACUCUUCCCCCCCCACCCCGGCAUGGCUUCUCUGGUUUCAUAGUAAGAAAGAGAAGGAAGUGCAGUCUGUGGUCCUGAAAGAAAAUUAUUUUAAAUUAAAUACCUUGUCCCUGGUUAAAUGAGUUCUUGUUUCGGAUUGAUCAAAACAUUUUUCAUCAACAGAUCUCAUAAAUAAGGCAUUGCAGCCCCAGAGUAAAGAUAGCUCCAGAGUAUCAGAUAGCAAAUUGCAGUGAUGAUUAUUGUUAUUUUGUGCUCUUUGUGUCUUAAGUAUAAUGUAGGCAUUUGUGUUCACGCUUCAUUCAGUAAAUGAUGCAGUGGGUGGGGAAUGUAUGAGUUUCAUAACUUCAGUUGUAAUAUCUGUAACAUCUGUAUAUAUUAGACCAACAAAAAUUCUGUUUUUCAGCUACAGAAAUAAUGCAUUUCUCUUGUUAAUGAAGCUGCAGGUGGGAUAGAAACCUAUUGAGAGACAAUGUCCAUUCCAUUCUCCAACACCACUCAACGCAUUCCUCCAGGAUUUGCAAAUCUGCUCGAAGGGCUUGCCAGGGAAGUCUUGAGGAGCCAGCCUGCGGAUAUACCAAGCUUUGCAGCCAAGUAUUUUGAAACUCUUCUAAUUGAAAGAGAAAGUGAGCAUAAACUGAGAUAAUAUCACAUAUGUUUAACGUGUAUGUGCACACAUUCUUCUCCCUGAGGAAAGAUCCAAACCAACCUAAUCCUAUGCAUGGUUACUCAGAAGUCCCACUGUGUUCAGUGGGACUUCCAGGUAAGUGUGUACAGCAACCUUUUUCAACUGGUGCCCUCCAGAUGUUUUAAACUACAGCUUCUAUCACUCUCAGUCUUUCAAUAUUUAGGGAUGAUUGAAGCUGUCCAUAGCAUCUGGAGGGCAGAUGUGGAAGUUUACUGUUUGUGGUUGCAGCCAUAAGACACUACCCAGUGCUAGCUUUACACAAACAGAGGCAUUUUCUUUAGGUCAUGGGAAACCUAGAUUGGUGGGAUGGGAAGAAGAAAAUGCACUGGAAGUCUAAGGGUGCAGAGAAGACAUGUUCCUCUUUCCCUUCUUGGCCAUUUGGUGUGCAAAUACAGAGCACAUGGCUUGCUCUGUGAACAAGGAGCAAAGAUUCCACAUCUUUACACUUCUCUUUCCCAAGAUAGAAGGUUUCUUACACACUGUUGCAUUUUGACCCUCUGCUAAAAGCAGGUGUAGGACUUUCCUGUCUACUUUAUAUAUAGGUACUAUCCAGGAAAGUGUGUUGAUAGUUAGUAGGAUUGCAUCUUGAGGCAAGGAAAAAGCCCCUGAUGGAUUUGAAGCCCCUUUCUUCAUUUGAAGCUACUUGACAGCAAGCCAAGUAUGAUUAAUUUCAUGUUGUUGUGGCCUCCUCUUGAUAAUGUGGUACUCCUAGUUCUUUGGGAGAAUUUUUACGAAGCAUUUUUUAAAAAAUAGCUGGCCGGAGGAAGCAGUCUUGCUGAUUGACCAAGCUACAAACAUGUGGUGGUGUUUUUAAUUGCAGGAUGACUCACAGUGAAGCUCAGAGCUAUUUGGCCUCUUCUUUGUUUUUAAAAUGUCUAGUAAAUGACACUUUUGGAGAAGGUUUAUAGCGUUAUGCAAGGAAAGUUAGUGAGCAGUGAAUGUUCUGGGUGCAAGAGAAAGAACCCCUUACCAUCUCAUAUAAUUAGUUUUCCUCUUCCCAGAGGCAAUACUCAGUUGUGCCUCAGAGCUGCAGGUGGAAGCCUACACUUUUUUGCUUGGAAUGACACCCUCCUUUCAAAAUACACUGUUCUUUAGCAGACCUUCAGAAUGUAAUUGGUUCUAUACGUGUAGAUGUUGCUACGCAGACUGACACUCAGGAGGGUUAUUUUAAUUUUAUAGGGCAUGCAGCAUCAGCAGUUUCAUAAUGGGGUUCUGUGAGUUCUCCACCUUUUAUCCACCUGGCCCCGAAACACAAAUUGUGAAGCCAGAUUUUAUUAUGCAGCUUAAGGACACCGUGCAGAUCUGUCUGCAUAAGCGGGACAGGAAAAAUAUUUCCAAACAUGGGGAGCCAGGCUAAGCUUCUUAUGUUUGCUUUUUAAGAGUCUAAAAAGUCAUGUUUAGGACAGGGAUGGAGAGAGAGCACGUCACCCUCCAGUUGUUGUUGAACUCCUGUUACCAUCAAUUCCAGCCUGUAUGACUCACAUACUGGGAGCCAACGUAGGUCUUUCAGAACCGGUAUUGUGUGGUCUCGGUGGCCACUCCCAGUCACCAGCCUAGCUGCCGCAUGAGUUGAAGACGCCUUUAUAUAUCUGUUAUUGUGAAUCACCUGGACUCUUCCCCCCCCACCUUGGUUGUGUUGACCCCCCCUUUUCUUGAGUUCAGUAUUUUUUUAAAGGGGCUUUCAUUUCUAUCCUACUUUUCCUCCAAAGAGUUCAAGGUAGUGCACCCACUUUAUCCUUGCAACCUGUAAUGUAGGCUAGGCUGAGAGUAGCUCUCCUAAAAUGACCCAGUGAGCUUUGUAGCUGGGUGGAUAUGUGAACCGAUAUCUCCUUGGUCUGAGGCCAUGAAAUAUAACCUUGUGAGCAUUUGUUUUGUUGUUUAUGUUUUUAAAAAUAUUUUACUGUCUCAAGGGAAACUGUUGAACUGUAUGAAUGCCUUAAGCCUGUUUGUGUAUUCCAGCCCCAAAGCAGGCUAUGCAUCUAAAAAGAAAUAAAGAGUUUGGGUCACAGGACACUGAGAUUGUUUCCCGCCUGUGAUUAAUGUACCUGUGGAAAUUGUCUGCUUAGGAUGGGUGAUGGUCAACAGAGGGGAAUAAGCAGUUGUACGCAAGAUGGGGUUGGUCCUCUAAAGCAGUACAAAUGAAGCAGCAGCUCUCAGUUUGUGGGACCUGAAGUAGUUGCUGAAAACAGAUAUAGGCUGCAAUACUAUUGAUACUUUCUUGGGAGUAAAUGUUUAUUUCUCAGGAGACGUGCAUAGGAUUGCAAUGUACUAACUCCUUUUUGCACCAUCUGUUACUUAAAAUGGUAUGAGUAGCCAGUAUAGUCACUUCUCAUUCUGCCACCCAACUGUCCUUGAUUACCAUUCUACUUCCCACUUACUCAUGCAAAAUUGGAUACCUUAACUCUGUAAGAUUGGGCAAAUGUUUCAUGACGUGUAUCAUUCCAGCUCUUACUCUACAUUUCUUUCAUUAUCAGACCCUUUUUCCCUGUCGAAAACAAGAUGUUUUAAAGCAUUGUUUUGCGCAUUCACUCAUUUACUAUAACCCAUCAUACUUGGUUGUUUCUGCUCUUUUUUUGGAAGGAAAUACAUGUGUUCUGACUUACAAUCCUGACUCAACUCCAUAGAGAAUUUUGCAGUUGCUUCCCCCUUUGUCUUGCACUUGGCUGUAUAUAAGUACACAGGUGUAAGUAUAAAUAGUUAAGAGAUUUUUAAAAGAAAAAUAAUCCUACAAUCCCUAAAGCUGAAAGUGCAUAACUAGACCAAGACAUGUUACUUGAUACCUGCGUUUCAUUGCAGCUGCUACUCUAAAUACUUGAAUGGGUAGCUUAUUUUGGGUUUGUCCCCAACUAAACUGUACUUAGAUUAGACACACAAGAACAAUAGAUCCAAGUUAGCUAUGCCUAUUUAAUUUUAGUGACCAGCAUUGGAUAUGACCCUUAUUUUAUAUAAAAUAAUUCAGUGUUUAUUUUCUUUUACAAAACUCUGUUUAGAAAGUGGUUAUGAUCCAUGUGAAUGGGGAGCAAAAAUAGAUGACCGAUACUACAAUAACCAUGCCUUCAAUGUAAGUCUUACUUUAUGGUGGGCAUAUUGGGGGGACGGGAUGGGACUAACAGGCCAGAGGGUGUGGGCAGAGACAGCUUAGUAGCAUAGGAAGCACUGUGGUGCUUUGGAAGGGCAGGUUAAACAUCUGCCACCGCCCCCAAAUUGCUAUGCCUGAACUGAAUCAAAAGCUCAGAAAUAAUUCUAGGUGCUCAUUUAACACUUGAAUGUGUCAAUUGUGUGAUAGUACUAUGGAAGGUGGUAGAAAAAACAAAUGUGUUUGUUGAUUUGGUCACAGAGGCUAUCAAGGCACAUAGUCCACCCCUUCUUAGACUGUGGGUGAGGAACUUGUGACCUUAAAUGGUGUCACACUUCAGUUCCCAUCAAUCCUGACUCACGUUGGUUGAGGAAAUGGAGUCUGACAACAUCUGGAAAGCUACAAGUUCCCUGAUCUAGAGAAAACCUCACACCCAAAUGAUUGUGAGCAACUCCCUAACCCUUCUCAUCCUACACCUUGAUUGGGCUUAAAUUAAGUAUCAUCUGUACCACCAGACCCUGGUGCUCUUCUUGCAAGCAAGUGCAUUGAAAAUAGCCUCUUUUUUUGCAGGAACUUGCACCACCAGGAGGUGGUGAUAAAGCAGAGGAGAAGAAGGAAGGAUCUGAGGCACAGCCAGUAAGAAAUUUUCAAUGAAUUCACUGUACUUUUCUUGAACCUGAAGACCAUUCUCAGCCCUUUGCUACAUAGCUAAAUCACUACUGACCUUGCCAUGCUCAAAAGCUGCCAUGAGGCCAGAGUAAUCUUUGCAUAGAGUGCAGCAACAGUCAAUUUGUCAAGAUCUUUUCACUUUUCUAAAUAAUUUCCAUUGCUUUUUACAGAGGGAGGCAUCCAACUAAAACAUCCCAUCAUCUUCCCACCAUGUGCACCCUGUGCCUUCCAGAGGGUAUGGGGAACCCCAAGAACAGAUUGGGGAGGGGGGAGAAUCUGCUGCACAAACAGAAAUCCUUCUGAACACAGGACUGUGACUUACCAACUUAGCUCUACUUUGGAUACAACCCAGAGACUCUCAUCGGUAGCAAUCUAUGGAGUCUCCUCUUCCCUGCAUGGAUUCCAGUUUCAAAUCCCUAGUUGCUGAUCCACUGAAAAAAAUCCUUCACUUGAAGUGAAAUGUAUGGGUGGGUGGGGGAAAUUAGCCUAGUCACAUAAGUGAGAGCAGUUAACACAUCUCUAGAUCUGCUUUGGAUAAAGUGGCAGACAGUGGCAAUGUGGUGUGGGAAAAAUUAAACAGAAAAUUUUCCAAUGGAAAGUUUUCCCAUUUCAUAAAUUAAUUAGUAACUAUGAAUGGAUGCCAGUUGCAAAUGCAAUAUUAGGUAAGCUUGAUGGUGUCAGGUCCUUACUUUUAAAUACAGGUAGAAUAAACAUUGCGAAUUAGCUCCCUCUCCCAUGUAAGUAGCGGGGGGGGGGGCAGUUGUCUCACUCAAAUCAAGUAAAGAAAUAAAAAUAUUUAACUAACUGACCAAUUGCAGAUAACUCAGUUCUGCCCCUAACAUAAAGCCUGCCCCCCCAAAAAAUCCUGGCUACGCCCAUGUCCUCUCCAAGGCAUCAGGAGAUUUUCCUAAGCAAGUUGCCCUAAUCUGCAUAGAAAUCUUCUGGAAAUCAACAUCAUUGGCAGCUGGCCCUAUUUCAGGCAUAGGCAAACUCUGGUCCUCCAGAUGUUUGGGACUACAAUUUCCAUCAUCCCUAGCUUAACAGGACCAGCGGUCAGGGAUGAUUGGAAUUGUAGUCCCAAACAUUUGGAGGGCCAGAGUUUGCGUACGCCUGCACUAUUUCUAACAUUUCCCCAAGACACCUGGAUGUUUGAGUUGGAUCUCUGAACCUGCAAUCAAAGGGAGCAGCUCAUCACUGAGAGCUAUGUUACACCUUUGUUCAACAAGUUCCAUCAGGGAAAAUGUAGGCACAGCCCAACCAAGUGUUUAAAGACCCAUUGCUUUCUAUGAAAAAGGCUUGCAGUGUGAGCAACACCAUAGGGCUAAGGUGAAACUGUCAUUCUCCCUUGUUAUUUCUACUGUUGCUAGAAGGUGUAAUGUUAAUUUAAUCUUGUUAUAUUUAUACUCUAUUAUUGAAAUACUGCUUUUUGCAUGCAGUUAUAAUUGCUGUUGUGUUGUUUUAUGAUGUUACUAUGAAAUUGUUCUUGCAGUGUUGAUUUUGAGGUGUAGUACUCUUUUCUUUGUUGUAAACCACAUUAAGCAUGCUUCUUUUUGUGGAAAGGCAGCAACAAAUAGGAUGAUGAUUAGGGCUGGAUGAUAUCUGGUUUUCAACAUCGUGAUAUACCAUCGGAUAAACAUAUCUCCUGCUAUACCACUGUAUCACAAUAUCUGAAAUAAGGUUGGAACUAUGUAGAGGCACUGGCUGGCUUAAUGGUUUUCUUCGCAUCUUACUUUUUGCAUAACACACACACAACAUGAUUCACAAUAUAUUGGUAGGUCAGAAAUUAUGAAACUGGUAUCAUGAUAUGGACUUAAAGCCAGUUUUGGACAAUAUAUUGGUAUAUUGCCCAGCCCUGAUGAUGAUGAUAUGCAUAUUUAGUCAGAAGGAAGCCCUGCUGUGUUUGUGGGGAUUAUUUCCAGGUAGGUGUGCAGAUAUUUGCAGGCUUAAGCUUCUGUUCUAUUCACCCAUUGAAAUCACUGGGAUUUGAAACUUCUUAACUAUGGAUGAAGUGUACCCUCUGUAUUUUGUAACGUUUGAAUGACAUUGAAGCCUUUGUCCAUUGCAGGCAAACAGAUUAGGCAACUGCAGCCUAUGGCAUUGCUCCCCUCUCUUCUGGUAGGGGAUUUUUUUUUCUUGCAUCCCAAGGAUGAACAGUUGGUAAUAUCUAAAUUCUGAGUGCUAAAUUCUCACAUUUUUAGCAGACAAAACUUCCUUUGAAAAAAUGAUGGAAAGUUGCCCAAGUGACAUACAGAACAUCUAGCACUAAAAAUAGUCCUGUGAAUAUAUUGUGGAAAGUACAUAUUUAAAAAAUGACAAAACAAGUUGCAUUUUGUUUUCCCACCCACCCUAGGACUCAUAAACCACCUUCCAAAAAGCCUUUGGAAUAAUGGAGGUUUGAGUUACUUUCAAAGCUCUCACUCUCUUUUUCAAAGAGAGAGCUAUAUAGCUCUUCAAACCCCUCAGCUGGUUAAAGGCAAAGCUUAGACAUGUACAUUUGUUUUUCUUUUCCAUUGUAAAGGAGGGAGGAGUGGAGAAACCACCAGCAGCUAUGAGUAUUAUGAGCCUAACUGAAGAAGAGGCUGCUACAAAAAUUCAAGCCACAUACAGGGGAUACAGAUCAAGGAGGAACACAAAAUCCACAAAAGAAGAAUUGGAAGAAGUGAGGGAGGAGGAGAAGGCACCGGGAAAGGAGGAAAAGCCAAGUGAACCUGAAAAGAAAGAGCCACAGUAAUGCUACACAGCAACCUGCCAGCAGUCAAGUUUAGAAGUGGCGUAAGGCAAAGCCCCUGGGUCUGCUUUAGGAGCAUGUGUCACGUUUAUGAAAUAAACAAUAACCUUCAAAAAUG
Podarcis lilfordi (Lilford's wall lizard) is the source of this 11959-nucleotide messenger RNA. The record is from the annotation of a GenBank genome assembly. NCBI's taxonomy places the organism in Eukaryota, Metazoa, Chordata, Lepidosauria, Squamata, Lacertidae.